GUUUAGACUAAAAACCCCCCUUUUUCUCAACCAAAGCUUAACCAGGCAUCUUAUCCCGUAAAUCCAAUGCGAACCGAAAGGCAUCGGCUGUCUCAAUCUCCACCAAGACGAACGAAAAGCCACUGCGGGUCUCGAAUUACAUCUCUUUCAACCUCCGACAUUGACCAAAUAAUUUUUCAAAGCAAGGACCAAGUUUUGUCUUCAACAUUAUCAGCAAAAGGUCGUUGUUUGUAUUAUGGAAAUGCCCGUGGUUUGGAUAGACCUAGACAGACUCAAACAAGGUUGGAUUCAGUUAACCCAGAAUUUAGAUCAGGCCGCCUAGGACUCUUCAUUUUUCUUUGUAGGUGACAAAUAUAAUAUUCUCUCCUUUUUAGGUGGCUUGGCUGGUAAAUGUUUUAUCCCCUUGCUUUUUAGGAUUUUUCUUGGUCUUGUUGGAUUGUCUAUGGACUAUAUAUAUCUUUCUGAUUGUUGAAUUUGAAUCAGAGAAAGAAAACAAACUAAGCAGCUAAGAUUUAUAUAGAGUGAGAGAUGGCAAAACAUGAAGCAUUUCCAAUGAAUGGUGGAUCUGGCUUGUAUAGCUACACCAGAAACUCCACCUUUCAGAGAAAAGAUACAGAGUCUGCUAUAGAACUUAUAAACAAGGGAAUUGCUGAGAAACUUGAUCUCAACAACAUUUCCUCCUCAUCAAACACCUUUAGAUUGGCUGAUUUGGGGUGCUCAGUUGGACCCAAUACAUUCUUAGCAGUGCAAAACAUAGUUGAUUCUGUGGAGGACAAGUACAAAAGCCAAGGACUUAGUCAUCUUCUUCCUGAGUUCCAAGUCUUCUUUAAUGAUCAUAUCUCCAAUGAUUUCAACCAGCUUUUCUCAUCCCUUCCUCCUGAGAGAAGAUACUAUGCAAGCGGUGUACCGGGUUCUUUCCAUGGUCGCUUGUUUCCAAGUUCCUCUCUACACUUUGUCUAUUCUUCCAAUGCUGUCCAUUGGCUUUCUAGAGUGCCUAAAGAGGUGUUGGAUAAAAACAGCCCUGCUUGGAACAAAGGGAGGAUCCAAUACUCAAAUUCUCCACUUGAAGUUGUAAAAUCUUAUGAAGCUCAAUAUUUCAAGGAUAUGGAGAGGUUUCUAACUGCAAGAUCUCAAGAAAUUGUCCAUGGAGGAUUAAUGGCCCUUCUAGUGCCAGCUUGCCCCAAUGAAACUCCCCAUUCUGAACUAUUUUUCAACGAGGCUCUGGCACUGCUUGGGUCUUGCGUCAUAGAAUUGGCCAAAAAGAGUAUGAUAAGUGAAGAGAAAGUUGAUUCCUUCAACUUACCAUUAUACUAUGCACCUUUCCAGCAAUUAGAAGCAAUUGUGGACCAAAAUGGAUAUUUCAGCAUAGAAAUAAUGGAGAGCCUAACCAAGGAAAGACCACCAUCUAAACUCUUCUCCUCUGUACUUAGAGCUGGUCUUGAAGGAUUGAUAAAGCAACAUUUUGGAGAUGAGAUUGACUUGGACAAGCUUUUUGAUUUGUAUUACCAGAAAUUUGAAGAAAUAUCUUCUACCAAUGAACCUAAUAAACCAAUUGUUCUAUUUCUUUUACUCAAACGUAAGGAGCAAAGUGAUUAGAAAAUGCUGUUUUAUAGGCUUGGUUUGCUCGAUAGGAAAUGAUGCUACACAACUUGUUCCUAGUUCCUUCUUCAUCUCCAGCACGAGAUGCGGGGCUUAUUUGGAUUUUCAUAAUAUGGAUGCUGUAACAAAUGCUUCUGCUUAAUUACUCUAAUAUGCUUUCCUUGAGUUGAUAUCAA
Molecule: messenger RNA, 1775 nt
Organism: Ziziphus jujuba (common jujube)
Lineage: Eukaryota; Viridiplantae; Streptophyta; Magnoliopsida; Rosales; Rhamnaceae
Product: loganic acid O-methyltransferase-like
Exons: 4
Coding region: 529-1596 (355 amino acids)
Biological process (GO): methylation
Molecular function (GO): S-adenosylmethionine-dependent methyltransferase activity
Source: RefSeq, a predicted model, not a curated record